Bufo bufo (common toad) is the source of this 4408-nucleotide messenger RNA. RefSeq names its product SH3 domain and tetratricopeptide repeats 1 (gene SH3TC1). The transcript has 18 exons. Lineage: Eukaryota; Metazoa; Chordata; Amphibia; Anura; Bufonidae. Gene Ontology annotation, molecular function: protein binding. The coding region runs from base 194 to 4267 and encodes 1357 amino acids. The record is from RefSeq and is a predicted model, not a curated record.
GUUCAGUCAACAGGAAAGGUAGAGAGGUCACACAGGAAGGGAUGUAUCAGGGCAGUUCCUGCAGUCCUGUGCGCAGCGCUGAGCCGGGAGCUGCUCUCAUGCUUGGCAGUCUGUUCCUGAGAGCCGGCGCAGAGCAGCAGAGGCCAGACUGGAGUGUUAUUACAAUGCAAAUAUCAUAAGGACAGACUAGAGGAUGGAGCCCAUUGGUGUAGAAGUCGUUUCCACCUGUAACAAGGUUCAUCAACUUCACCCAAUUGAAGAAGAUGAUUCAGAGGACGUAGAACCAAUGGUGGAACCUGCAAACCAAUCAUCAUCAGAAGAUAAGAGCCCAGAGCAUUUAGAAGAACACGACAAUGGAGAGAAUCAGGUGUCUGGACUCACAGAGGCGGCCCACAGCUCGAGAUCCAUUGUUGCUUCUAUGAAAAAGGUCAUAUCUUCCCUAGGACCCAAUGCUUCCUCUUCACUUCCAGAUUUUAUUCACGUUAAUGACUGCUUGAAAGAAAGGUCUGAAAAAACCCCUGAUCAAACGGAAACCUUUUUGUCAGAUCUCAACAUCCAUCUUGUUAUGGUCCGAGGAGGCGUCCCUGAUCCCCAACUCCAAGCAGAACUCAGGAAUAGACUCCGUCUACUGGAGAAUGACAACAAGGACGUGGCUGCAGUCUUCUGUGAGCUGUCAGCUCGGCUGCUGUCUAUUGAGAGUGAUAAGGAUUUAAUAACCGUGACCUUCAGAACACUUGAAGAGAUAUGGAAAUUUUCUACUUACUAUUCCCUUGGAUUCCUGAAUCACUGCAUGGAGGACAUAUUUUUAGACCAGACUUUUUGGCUGACUUCUCCAGAGGAACAAGAUGCUGGGAUUCAAGUCCUGUUAAAUGAAGGCUUACUAAGUCUCAUUUACAAGAGUCUUUUAAUGGAGGAAGGGAUGUACUUUGUCCUGUGCUCUGACAACUCCAUACAGCAGGCUGUGGUUGUCGACGGUACUGUGCAGAUAGUUCAGUCCAGCUCUGCUGCUGAUAGUCCAAGUGCUGCAUGGACAGAGAUAGAUUCUUCCACAAGCGAUUACAAGGCACAGAACCCUAGGACUAUCACUGAGCCACUAUGUCCAUUCCAUCAGUGGUUCCUGAAAACAAAUUUAGGUUCUGAUAUCAAGGACAUAUCUGAUUCUAGACAGCGAAAUCAGAUUGUACCUACAGGUUGGGUGAAAGCCGUAGUAAAUCAUGAAAGUGAUGCCCCGGAUGAGAUCAGCUAUGAGAGGGGAGACAUGAUAGAGAUAAUCACCACCUAUAUUGAAUGCAUGGAUUGGUUUGUGGGAAGAAAUAUAACCACUGGAAGCACUGGAUUUGUGAAAACAUGCAAUAUGAAACCUCAUAUGUCAGAGGGACAGAAGAGCACACACCUUCCCAUAGAUGACACUGAACUGAGCCUAAAAAGCUCAGAAGAAGACUUUGAUUUUGAGGCAGCAAAGGCUUUACUGCAAAAGAUAUCACAAUCUGACGUCUGCCACUUGUACAAGCUCGAUCAAUUUGAGGAAACAGAAAUUUGCCAAAAUAAAGAGAAUUUGCAUGUAUCAUCAAGUAUCGAUAGCAACAACUUAAAAGAAAAGUUGGAGACAUUUCUGAGUCGGACUGCCUCUGCCUCUUGUCUACCAUGCAAGGACACCUCCAGUGAUUUACAAGAUACAAACUCUGUUCAUUCCCAAAUCCAGACUGCUCUCAAUGAAUAUGAGGACCCCAUCUUCUGUAUCUGUGUAGAAGAGGAGAAUCAUGAACCUUUACUCUCAUUUCUAAACAGUGAAAAGUAUCAGCCAAGCUUCAAAAAGCUUUAUGAUGUCUCAUAUACCUUCUUACAAACCUUAUUUCAUGGAUAUGAUGAAGAAGAAGAGUUGGUUCGGUACCUUAGUAUGGUCCGAGGAGAAGCUAAGAAGUCCUGUUUGAAAUGGGCCCAGGCAAGAAUUUGCUUUCUUCUGGGCAGGCUUUGUACUAAGAGAAACAAGUUCUCCCAAGCUCGUGUUUACUUUGAAGAAGCCAUGGUAGUCAUUAAUGGGGACUUUUCUGAUAUUUUUCUAUUUGCUGCUGUCCACAUGAACCUGAAUGCUAUCUACUUAAAACAAAAAUCAAAGGACAAAAGCUGGCUAAUGAUCGACAAGUCUUCUUCAUUAUUCCUUGGACUGCAAAACUAUAUAAGCAGCACCGAUAUGGAGCCUGCAAUUCUGAAAUAUGCCUUGAAAAAGGUGAUACUGAGUCAAGACCAGAAGAGUGAGAUAAAGGUUUGUCAGCUUCUAGUCAAGACUUUCAUCGACUUGAGACAACACAAUGAAGCUUUGCCAUUUAUCGAGAGGCUCCAAGCCUUGAACAACUCAAUGGACUCCAGUAAGAGUUUUUCGUCAGGGUACUACUUUCAGAUGGCUGAUAUUUAUACUAAGAAGUGUUUACCACACUUGACCUUGAGCUGCGUUAAAGUAGCUUCUAAGGUUUCUGGUAGCAUCAUGGACACUUUAAGAAGGAUUAGUUUCAUCACAGAAAACACUUCUAAGAGACUUAAAAGACCAAGGACGAUAUUUCCAUCUCAAAUUGCAUAUCAUCUAAGACAUGCCCUUAAAUCAGUGGUCACCAGUCAAGACCAGGAACUAUGUUGCUUCAUAUAUCUGAGCUUAUCGGACAUAUGCUCAAGUCACAGGCUGUACAGAGAAGCUCGAACAUAUAUCAUGAAGGCAAUGGACACUUUUCCCAUGGAUAUAAAGUACAGGGUGGACAUUUUUGUAUCACUUGCAUGGCUCUACAUGCUUGAAGGAGAGAGCAGUGUUUCUCUUGAUAUAUUGAACAGAAUGGUGUCAUUUCCUGACUGUACACAACACCAGCUUGGAAUUGCCCACAACCUUGUUGGUAUUGCUCUAAGACGAGGAGGUAAAAUUGAAGACGCGGCUAGACACUACUGUAUAGCUUUGCAGAUCUCACGAGAGGUGGUAAAUCUGCAGAACCAGGCAGCUGUGCUGGCUAACUUUGGCAUGUUAUUCUUGCACAUGAAUGCUCGGAUUCUGGCAGAAGUAUUCUUGGUUAAAUCAGUCAUCCUUUAUUCUGGACUUCCAAUUAUGGAAAAUGGGGCCAAUUUUAUAUAUGUUUUAUUAAUGCUUGGAAGCCACUACAUCACAGGAGACCAUAAGGAAAAGGGAAGAUCAUAUUAUGAAUGGGCACUACUUGUUGCAAUGGAAACAAACCAUUUGGAAGGUCAGCUUCGUGCCGUCCAGCUCCUGUGUCAUUUUUACAACACACUUGUAGUUAAUGAGGCCCAGUGCAUCAUUUAUAAUGAAUACCAGCUGUCCUUAGCCAAGAAAAUGUCUGACAAAGUGUUGGAGGGUCAAGUGCUUGAAACAAUUAGCCAGCUGUAUCUAUCUUUAGGUACUGAAAGAGCCUGCAGAUCGGCACUGGAAUAUACGAAAAGAAGUCUGGGCAUUUUUAUUGAUCUUCAGUCUAAAGAGAAAGAAGCCUGCGCUUGGUUAAUGGCUGGGAAGAUUUAUUAUAUUCUGGGCCAGAACGAACUGGUGGAUCUGUAUGUACAGGUCGCUCAGAAUGUAGCUCUGUGCACGGGGGAUCCACAGCUAGGCAUGCAACUGUAUGAAGCUAGCGGAGAUAUAUUCUUCAAUGGAACCAAUGACAGAAAUAAGGCGACAACCUUUUACAGGGACUGCGCCCUGCCGCUUGCCGUGAAGACGGAGAAUGUGACAGCGGAGCUGCGACUGUGCAAUAAACUCACAGAGCUACUGAUGAGCACGAAGAACUACCAGGAAGCACUGGAACAUGCCAAGAUGGCGCUGGCCCUGAGUGUCAAUUUAGGGAAUCAGCUGAAUGAGCGGGUCUCGUAUCACAGAUUAGCCGGGAUUUACAGCCACCUGAAUCAGUCAGAACUCGCAGAGCAUUUCUACCUGAAAGCACUUUCCCUCUGCUCGUCUCCCCUGGAACUAGAAGAGGAGUCUGUUUACUACAUGAAAGUUUACCUGGUCCUAGGGGACAUCAUAUUCUAUGACCUGAAGGAUCCCUAUGAUGCGGCCGGAUACUAUCACCUCGCCCUGGCCGCGGCUAUGGACUUAGGCAACAAGAAGUCCCAGCUGAAGAUUUACACCCGACUCGCCGUCAUUUACCAUAAUUUUCUAGUCGACCGAGAGAAGUCACUUUACUUUUAUCAAAAAGCCCGGACCUUUGCCACAGAACUUAAUGUACGAAGGAUAAACCUCUCUUCUGGGCAGCAAAACCAGGCGCCGACUCCCAUUUACUGAAUGGGGAGGGGGGGGGGGGGGGGGGGCAGGGAUUUUAUCAUGAAAUAUUUAGUUUUAUCAUUUACUAUUGUAAAUUCUGCAAAAGAACAUAAAUACUUUCCAGUACUGACGCCAAUUGGUGCGACCGUUUUGAUUGUGUAG